Messenger RNA from Exophiala xenobiotica, 1148 nucleotides. RefSeq lists its product as uncharacterized. Gene Ontology annotation, cellular component: site of double-strand break; chromosome, telomeric region; DNA replication factor A complex. The coding region runs from base 72 to 989 and encodes 305 amino acids. Gene Ontology annotation, biological process: double-strand break repair via homologous recombination; DNA replication; nucleotide-excision repair. The record is from RefSeq and is a predicted model, not a curated record. The transcript has a single exon. Lineage: Eukaryota; Fungi; Ascomycota; Eurotiomycetes; Chaetothyriales; Herpotrichiellaceae.
CGCGCACUCCAGUACAGCACGCGCCUGUGCAGCCGUAUGGCAGCCGUAUGGCGCUAUACUCGACCAAAUGAAUGCAGAAUCCCGACCAUCGACCACAUGAAAACAAUAUCAUUAACGCUGCCUCAACGUCGCUGACGUUCUACCCAGCCUAUGCCUUCACAGCCUCCGAGACCUGGUCGAAAUGGGUCAAACUGACCGCCCACGACAUUCAUCAUGUGCUGAAGCCUCACGAGAAGUACGCUGAGACUACCACAACGCUCGCGCACCCUGACACUGCCACACACCACAACCAUCGCGAUGCGGCCCUCCUGCUCUUCUACCUGAACCACCCCAUCCAAUUCGUCCAAGUUGUCGGCGUGGUCGUGGCAUUCGAUGAGUACUUCGAGAAAUUCUGGCUUUUCACCAUCGAUGAUAGCAGCGGCGCGACUAUCGACGUGACUUGCCCGAAGCCUGAGAAGGAAAAGGCCGCGGCCAACUCAGCGCAGCACGGGAAGUCCAAGUCCAAUGGCGGCGAGGAGUCCACCACGGAAGCAGCCAUUCUCCAGCGCAACGUCUCAACUCUAACCAUCGGCACCGUCGUCCAAGCAAAAGGCACUCUCUCGACGUUUCGCUCCUCACGUCAACUCUCACUCCUCCGCCUCGCCAUUGUUCCCGACACCACACACGAAAUGACCCUGAUCGCGUCUCGCAUUACGUUCUUGAACUCGACUCUCGGAAAACCCUGGACCUUGUCAUCAAGACAACUCAAGGAACUGCAAAGGGAGACCGAAGGCGAGAAAGAACAAGAUCAUAAUCGCGCGGUCAGGAGAAGGAAGCGGGAGGCCAUGAAGCACCAAAGAGAAGAACGACAUACUAGAGUGAUCCGUAAGGCGUAUGAGAAGGAGGAACAGGACAGACGUAGGGCUGCUGAUGAAGCAAAAGUCGCUGGCGAGGUCUUGCGUGCUCAGCUAAAACGGGGCAAGCGAUCGGCUGGAGGACUGAAGGACUGAAGCAACAGAGAGAAGAGAGCCCCAUGGCCAAGUCGUGCACCGGAACGCGUCGGGUACCUAUUAUAGCUUUGCAUAGAAGCUGACCAGGAAUAGCUGGAUAUCACGAUAGAGAAGAUCAAUUUGAUGAAGGAAUUCUUGAAAUUUGGCAAUGUACAACAC